AUGGCGAGCGCGGCGAUCGACCGGCGCGGCGGGGCCAUGCUGGCGCGGGGCGUGCUGGUCACCGUGCACGACUUGUACGGCGGCUCGCUGCCGCUGCGGCCGCUGGAGCUGUAUCUGCACGCGGCGCGAGGCUUUGACGUGCAGCCCUUCCGCUUCCGGCCGCGUUCUCAGGAUCUCGCCACCUCUGGCAAAGAGCUGGCGGCAUUUUUGAAGAGCCAGAAACCGCACACGACGGACGAGGCUGUAAACUUCGUGACGCACGGAUACGGCGCUCUCGUGCUGCGGGAAGCAUUUCGAUCUGUGGACUGGAACUACACAAAAUCCAAAGUGGUGAUGCUUGCGCCUCCGAAUCGAGGAAUACGGUACCACGCUUCGAUGAAGAAGCACAUCGGCAUGGCAGGAUACGGCGGCGUAGCAGCGGAGGAGCUGGCGACUUUAUCCGCUGAAGAGCUGGAUGAGCGGCUAGGGAAACUCCCGCGCCGAUGUUACCCGCUCGUGCUGGCUGGCAAGCUCUGCCUGAAUCCAUUCAACCAGCACAACUACCCGAAUGACGGUCUGGUGAUGGUCGAGGAGACAACGAUGCCAGGCGAAUUCCGGCACCAGAUCGUUGGCGCAUCACACUACUUAUUACCGUCGCAUCCUACGGCGAUUGGGCUUACACGGUCAUUUCUGGAAGCGUGAAUUUAAGGCUGCCACAACAGAGUACCAUGAUUAUUAGUAGUAUCUCCUGCAAGGCUGGCGUGAGUAGGUACUUGUUAUCGGUUCGCGCCGCAUAAAAUAAAACAGCAGCACGGCUGCGUGCAGUUG
Messenger RNA from Phytophthora sojae, 807 nucleotides. RefSeq lists its product as hypothetical. The record is from RefSeq and is a predicted model, not a curated record. NCBI's taxonomy places the organism in Eukaryota, Oomycota, Peronosporomycetes, Peronosporales, Peronosporaceae. The transcript is spliced from 5 exons. The coding region runs from base 1 to 681 and encodes 226 amino acids.